AUGGCGGAAGAAAGAAAAGCCUUUUCUUUGUCUGUUUUACUUUUCCUCUCAGGAUUCAUUUUACACGGUUCGCGGGCGGCUUCUAGCAGUUGUACAGAUGUUAGGAUGAAGGAUCUGCUGUAUAUUGGUCGUCAUCAUUUCAGAAAUCAACCUCCUUACUGUAUCAAAGGAUAUUCCCACAUACAUCCACUUCACAUAUGGAGCAGCAUAAGGGUUGAUCUUAAAUUUGACAUUGAGGGCUAUCGGUUGUUUCAAGCUGAUAGCUGUAAAACCCUGAAUGAGGUCAGAAGUCAGACAUUUGCAAAGCGUAUCUUGGCUUGGUUUGCAGAUCCUGAUGCCAUCACUAGCAAUUAUUUGUAUUUAUCCCCAUUUGGAGACACCUGUUUUGAUAUCUCAUCAAGAAAAGAAUACGAAACAAACAGCAUAAACGUAGAGCUAACAUUUCAAACUGUCAAUUGGCAUCUUCCACUGUCUUUCAUAGUAGGGCUAAUAUUGUUUCUAGAAGCUAACAGGCUUAGCAGGAGUGCAACAUUCUAUUAUAGUUCUGGGAUUGUUCUUGGUGUCGGAGUUUCUCUUUUACUUGCUGUCUUUCUUCUCCAUCGACUAUUGCCUUCAAAAGGUGGAGCUUAUGCCCUUUUAGCUGGUGGUUGGAGUGUUUCUCUCUAUCUGUUACAAUGGACUUGGAACAACCUUGUUGACCUUGUUCUUGAUAGAAACCCAAUCGUUAUAGGAUACUUUACUGUUGCAGGUAUCAUUAGUUUCUGCUUGUGUUACUACAAUGGUCCUGUCACUAACCAACGUGGCAUCGAUCUGAUUCGCUGGACCAUCCGUUUGAUUGCUUCAUACUUCAUUUACAAGGGCAUCCAGCCUGAAUCUUUGUCUUUAGUAGUGGUUGUCAUAGUGAUCGUAUGCUACAGCAUUAAGACCUCAGGUCACAAUGUCAUUGAAAAACUACUUGUUAUUUUACCCAAGAGCUGGAUUUCUUAUAAAGUUUGGUACUAUUUCUUUCCCCCAUCGCAGCGAUUACUGACAAGAGAAGAAUUUGAUAGCCAAGGUGUAGUUGAGACACGCCGGGCUUUGGAUGAGCUAAGAGAAUAUUGUAAUAGUCCAGAAUGUGAUGCUUGGAAAGUAAUAAGCAGAGUACGGAACCCAAAGAGAUUCUGCGCCUUCGUAAAUGAUGGACUUCACAUCACAGACGAAGAAUACGAACAGUUUGAGGAAAACCCCUUCGUAUAUACACGUCCUGAUGAACACGAUGAUGACGCAGUUGAAACUGAAGGCGCCGAGGAGAAGGACGACAGAUAUUUUGAAAGAUGUACAUAACAAGAUACGAACCAUAGAAAAUAUAGUUUUAUAGUUUUACUUAGUGUUUAUAAAGUCAAACUUGCCAAGAAUAGUGUUUUUGACGAAAUUUUCCUUCCUCAAACAUUUUUGAAUAUGUAUUUUCAGUUAGCACUGUUAUUUGAUUUUAGAUAUAUUUUGUAGGCUGGAGAUACCAUUGCUAAUGAUAAAACGCUAAACUCGAAAACAGUAGAUUUGAUUUGAAAUUAGUGGAACUAGGCAAAGUACAUAAUGCAUGCUGACUCUCAAAUGGCUUCCGUAUUCAAGUAUCACGAUUUAUUCCAUUCCAUCCAUUCUUGUUUUUAUGAUACUAUAAUUCGGUGCAUGCAAUCUACUCAGCUGAAUUAGUUUAUAUAUAGUUGUAUUUUUUUUACAUAAUGUAUUUGCAAUCAUAUUAGUAAUUGUUGUACCACACCGGCUAAGGAUGUAACCUCUUUUCCUUCUCAUUCUUCGUUAUUUUGGAAAAAGAUUCAAUGGAAUUUCGACCUUUACUCCCGCUGUUGCUUCCUUCUAAAAUAUCCUUAUUAUCUUUACCCUAUAAAUUAUCAUUCUGGGUUCCAGAGCCUCUCUCGCUUAGAGUGAGAAUGCUUCUGAAACCGGAAUAAAGGAAUCUUUAAGAUACUCAAACUGGGAGAAGAGAAAAGUGGGGAAAAAAAUAUUCAUUGAAGUGGUCAAAUAGAGCUAUAAUACAUUUUUAUUUGUGACAAUAUUUUUCUGCUGAGAAAUAGCAAACAAAUCUGCAGAAAGACAGAGGUGAUCUAGAUUACAGCCGAUAUUUUCUUUUUAUCGCUUCCAAAAUGUAGUAAUAAACUUUUUAGAUUUGUUUAUA
Actinia tenebrosa (Australian red waratah sea anemone) is the source of this 2170-nucleotide messenger RNA. Its product is annotated as nuclear envelope integral membrane protein 1. Gene Ontology annotation, cellular component: nuclear envelope. NCBI's taxonomy places the organism in Eukaryota, Metazoa, Cnidaria, Anthozoa, Actiniaria, Actiniidae. The record is from RefSeq and is a predicted model, not a curated record.